GCUCUAAUGGAGCCAACUGCCGCAGAAAUGAACUCCUAUGACGUUUUGUCGCCGGUGAGAGAGGGCUCAUUUGGACGGGUUUACAAGGGAAGAAGAAAGGGUACCAGUAUGGUGGUGGCUCUAAAAGUCAUGCCAAAGCUGGGCCGCUCUGAAAAUGACCUUCAAAUGCUAAAAAAAGAAACUGAAAUAAUGAGAGACCUUCGGCAUCCCAAUAUUGUCCAGCUCUUUGACAGUUUUGAGACAGAAACAGAGCUGGUCUCUGCUCUGUACUAUUUACAUUCCCAUCGCAUUCUUCACCGUGACAUGAAACCCGAAAACAUCCUGCUAGAAAAAAGUGGUGUGGUGAAGCUCUGCGACUUUGGGUUUGCCAGAGCGAUGAGCGUCUCCACCUUAGUGCUGACUUCUAUCAAGGGAACGCCGCUGUACAUGUCCCCUGAGCUGGUGGAGGAGAAACCAUAUGACCACACUGCUGAUCUCUGGUCUUUGGCAUGCAUCCUUUAUGAGCUCCACACGGGGGCGCCUCCGUUCUACACGAACUCCAUCUUCAAUCUAAUGCAGCUCAUUGUGAAAGCCCAAGUGAAAUGGCCAGAAACCAUGAGCAGCACUUGCACGAGCUUCCUGAAAGGCUUGUUGACCAAAGACCCCCAGAAACGGUUGUCCUGGCCUGACCUCUUGCACCAUCCCUUUGUUGCUGAUGGUGUUCUAGUGUUGCCACACACAAAUGUGUCCGGCCCUUUGACGGUAAAACCCAGCCCUGACGUGCUGGCGUUGAAACUCCAGCAAGUGGCAGAGAAGACUGUACCGGCUUCUGGAGAAAGCAGAUUGUUGCAAAAGGUCAGGGAACAAACAGACAACUGCAGUAAGAGGAAACCACCAGGAAGUGACGGUGCCAAAAAAACUAAGGAUGAAAGGAAAAAUGGUGCGAUGGCAGCAGCAAUGUCCCCUAGAGUGCACAACCCCAAGCCCUCCCGUGGCGAUGUUUCUGUUACCUCAGGUCAGCUGGAUAUGAUGGCUGCUAAUGGAAGCCUCGGACCGAAGAUUCAAGCUAGGUCGACAUCAAAGCACAGGUCUAAAGAGAUCGGGCCGCGACUUGUGCAGAGAUGCAGUAAGAAAAGCCAGGCCACACUGCGGCUGCAGGAUGUAAACAACAAGGAAUACUGGGAGAAUCUGGCCCAACUAUCAGAUCCCAGCAGACAAAAGAGAGAGAUAUUAGAUUACAGUGUCGUUAUACCUCAGAUUAAAUCCAAGAUCCAGGCAUUUAAAGCUCAGCUAAAAGGGGGCGUGGUAAAAGAAGUUCAGCAGAUUCAGCAACCAGUGAGGGUCCUACAUAAUCUGCUUGUGAUUGCUGAGGUUGAGAAGUUGAACCACGUUGGGCUUGAACUUGGACUACCCCGUGUCCUCUUUGGCCUGAUCCAGGAUACAGUAGGAAGCUCAGAUUUCAUUAAGCACCAGCAGAGUAUCCCCGUCCUGCAAGAAAUGAUCACAGUGGUCCUGAUCUACUGGGAGAAGAACUGUGCCUGGGUGAGACAAGAACAAAGCUUGGAAGAGUUCACCAUGUCCUUCAAAACAAUUCUUAGUCAACCAAGUCUCAGUCGUCUGGUCCCUCUGGCUGCUUGUGUUUUGUCUCUCUUCACACAACACAAUGUUGAUGUCGAAGUUGAUGUGGAGCAUCUAAUAUCCUUGCUGAAAACUCUGGUCUUGGACCCAUGUGAGCCCCACAUUUCUCCACCCUCUGGUUGGGGACUCUGUGAUGGCCUGCUGUCUUUGUUCCUAGAUGCACUUAAUGAGCAUGAGAAUGGCCCUUUGCCCUCGGGUUUAAAUCCAGUUUUCUUUCUGAAUCUGUGGAAAAAGAUCGGUGCUUCCCUAGAAGGUGCAACAUCAGACUCUGACUUCUGUUCAGCAAAUGGGCUGUAUUCCUUUCUCUCUGCUUUGCUGUUUGCCUUCUGCAAGGAUGCAUAUUUGUGCAUUCCUCUGUUUUGUGAUGAUGGAUCAGAAUGUGUGUACGCUCUUGGUCGCCUGCUGGGCACCGACUGUCUUAAUUUGUUUGCCAAGGACAAUCCUGGGAGACCCAGGGUGGAUCUGGAUCACAACACUUUAUCCACACUGAGCUGCCACUUGUUAUGUUUUCCAUUCGCCCUGGACCUGCCUCCACACACGCUGUCCACAGUUCUCCAGUUGUAUGACAGCUGUGGUAUUGUUACAAGCCUCCUGCAGGUAAUUGAAACCAUUCCUCUUCAGCUACUGGAGCUGCCUCUCUCCCUUCUGAGCCGCAUGCUCCUGUGUGAUCCCCACCGCUCGAUUGACCACCUCACAAAAGCAGCUUCUUCCUUUUUCUCACCAUCCUGGGAUGACCAGCUUCCUGCCUCCAGCCAUCAGAGUCCUCCAACCAGAACUCCCAGUUCUCUGCUCCCCGAACUCCUGCAGUUGGAAAUUCUGUGGGAAGCUGCUGUGGAGCUCCUCACUCUAUUGUCUCGGAUAGCCCGUUGUCCCUCCUGCCCCCUGCAACUUUAUGUAGAAACCUCAGUGCUGCAACAUGCACUGGCUCACUCCUAUGAGCAGAUCAGGGCUGCCACGUGUAGAUUUUUAGGAAAUUUGGAUCCAUUCAGGCCUCUAACACAAUGUGCCCUCCAACCUGACAUUUUCAAAGCCAUGAUAAACAGUCUUAAUGAUUCCUGCGUGCCUGUCCGGCAGGUGGCUUGCAGGGCGGUUGGGAACUGGUUAGGCUAUAUUGCAGCUGGGCUACAUAUGGACAAACCCAGUGAGAAGGGGAUAUAUAGAGAGAGUUGGUGCAUAGAAAAUCAACAAAAUAAACAGAGAUACUCAGAUAUUGAGGCAGCAAGUGAUCUGGAAACAAUAAGAGAGCAGAGAAUGGAGGAGGAGGUGGAGAGAAGGUGGACACAUGAAGCCAGGAGGACCGUGGCCAUGCUGGUAUCUCUAAUCUGUGAUCCUGAUGCCCUCACACGUCGUCACUGCUGCGCUGCCCUGGGAAACCUGCUAAAUGUUGAUGGAGCCAUAUCGUUGUUGCUGGAGGAAAAUGUGCCCGGCUUACUUCUAAGAACUGCAUGCACAGAUUCCCAUAGUGCAGUGAGAAAAGCUGCCAUAGGAUCUUUAUACCUGUACAGCCAGCAGGAUGCCAUGCGUCAGGUCCUGAUGUCUCUUGAUGCCAGUAAGAAGCUUGAUCAGGCUUCACACCAUGCUCCUCCACAGUGUGACUAUCAGCGGCUCAUUGGACAGCUGACUCCACCAGAAGAGUCAGCAGCUUAAAAACCUGCUCCCUGUUUAAC
Oreochromis niloticus (Nile tilapia) is the source of this 3284-nucleotide messenger RNA. Its product is annotated as serine/threonine-protein kinase 36. Bases 7 to 3264 code for a protein of 1085 amino acids. The record is from RefSeq and is a predicted model, not a curated record. Gene Ontology annotation, cellular component: cytoplasm. The transcript is spliced from 18 exons. Gene Ontology annotation, biological process: protein phosphorylation; smoothened signaling pathway. Gene Ontology annotation, molecular function: ATP binding; protein kinase activity. NCBI's taxonomy places the organism in Eukaryota, Metazoa, Chordata, Actinopteri, Cichliformes, Cichlidae.